GACCUCGCGCGGUUGGCCGCUGGGUGGCAGCAGUAGAGCAUGUUCUCCUAAAGACAUCAUCAUCAGAAGAAGAAGACGGCGUUUACGUCUGUUUUAUUUUCUCCGUCGCGUCUUUUUUUAUUUUUCUGGCUCCACUCUCGCAGUCUCGUGGUCAUGAGCGGCUGCUGCAGGAUCUCUCAGAUUUCUCUUCUUUAGCAGAGAUUGAGUUAAAGAUGAACAACCCAGUCUACUUUACCAGAGCCAAAGAAGAGGAGAAGCGCUGGAUAGAGAGAAAGAGAGAAGACAGACAGACAAUUACCGGACAGGAGGCCAGAGACUUCUACCAAAACCUGCUGCGAGAGACCGACGGGGGGAAGCCAAGAGAAGGAGAAGCAGCAGCGAGAAGAGCGAGACGAGGAGCAGGAGCCAAACGCAGAAGAAGAGAAGCUGCUCGUGCCGAAGCGGUCAGCAGCUCCGAGCGAGACGGACACAGACUCCUGCGAUGCGCUCAGGAGGGAGACACUCAGGCCCUGAAGGAGCUCCUGCGCCGAGGCUGUGACGUCAACUUCCGCGAUGAUUUCUUCUGGACGGCGGUGAUGUGUGCGAGUAAAGCAGGACAGACGGAGGCCGUUCGCUUGCUGCUGCGUCACGGAGCUGCUUGGGUGGGAGUGGUGGACAGACAGGGCAGAGAUGCUCGGGAUCUGGCCCUGCAGGCUGGGCACCAGGAUGUAGUGAGAGAACUGGAGCAGUUUGUGAUCUCUGACACGCCAAACACACCUACUGCAAACCAUGCGGAGAGUGCUGCUUCUCAGUGGUGUGAUGUGUGUGCCGUGCGUUACACAGACAGCACUGAAACACACUCCAGGUCCACGCUGCAUCAGUUCAGUAAGCUCCGCCCCCCGGCCACGCCUCAAUACUGCCUGCCCUCCUCCAGCACCAGCUAUAAAAUGAUGCUCCGCUUGGGCUGGAACCCCUCCUCUGGUCUGGGCCCCGCCCACUCGGGCCGCACAAACCCCGUCAGCACGAUACUAAAGAGAGAUCAGGCGGGCCUGGGAUACGGAGAGACCCCGCAGCCCAAAGUCACACACUUCCAGCCCAGAGAUCCUCAAGCAGUGCAACACAUCCAUAAAGAGAAAAGGCUGAGGCAGGAGAAAGGAGCGACGCUCAGCGCUAAAGAGCUUAAGAGGAAAGAAGAGCGAGACCAGAGAUGGGAACGAGACUACCGUACCUCAUUUAACUUUGACUUCUGAUCUGAUCGGCUUUUGUGAAGAAUUUCAGAGGCUUUUCAUUUUUCAGUCCAAUUCAUUUGAAAUGCGUUGCUUUCAUUAAAGACUGCUGGAACAGUAUGAAAUACUGUACAAAAUACUACAUUUUAUAUAGAAGACAAAACAACAGGAACUGGAUGAAACAUUAAAAAAAAAAAGCUGUCAGUGGGUUGUGAUUAUAUAAUUAGAUUAGAAAACAUGAUUAAACUCUUUGGUUUUUUGUU
Messenger RNA from Cyprinus carpio (common carp), 1468 nucleotides. It is a transcript of the gene gpank1, whose product is annotated as G-patch domain and ankyrin repeats 1. Lineage: Eukaryota; Metazoa; Chordata; Actinopteri; Cypriniformes; Cyprinidae. Gene Ontology annotation, molecular function: protein binding; nucleic acid binding. The record is from RefSeq and is a predicted model, not a curated record.